AUGCUUAGAUGUCAGGCCUUGGAGCUCCAACGGCCCUGUGUUGUGCUUCUGAGUCCAGAGGAGCCAGACCUCCAGGAACAAUGUGUUCGAGCCCGUGUGGCACCGAAUGCAGAGAGCUUGAAACAGAGUGCCCAAGUACUUCAAGAGGUGCUUGUUGCUGCGCAACUGGCAGCCAACCAAAGUUAUGAUGUGGAGCCUGGAGACUCCUCCGACGAGGAGGGUGGCAGUGAUGAAGGCAUUAGACUCCGGGUUCGCCUAAGACGAGAAGAAGACAAGUGGGGUAUCAAAUGGCACCAGCAGAUGUUCAAAUCGUCACGCCGCUUGGUGGUGGAUGAGAUUGCUGAGGGUUCUCCCAUUGAUCGGUGGAAUGCUAGCCAACCACAGGGCCUUCAGGUGCGCUAUGGAGACCGCCUCGAGCGCAUCAAUGGAAUCCGUGUCCGCGGGUCACCCGCAGAGGUAGCUGGACAGUUCCGUGUGGAGCUGCACAAGGAGGAGAUGCGUGCCCUGUUUUGGAGGCCCGGCCAUGCACCCGAGAAGUCAGACGUGGUCAAGGCACCCAAAGUACUCGUGGCAGCUUCUGCAGGCAGCGGUGGUUACGUUGCUGGAGCGGCAGUGGCGCUGGCACAUUUACUGCUCUACUCCGAGGUAGGUCUUAGCUCUGCACUAAAGCUUGUUGAAAUCGCUCAACCUUGGUUGCAGUGCCUUAAAGAUUUGGCGCCUGCAGAGGUGAGCAAAGGGCAAUUUCAAGAACAGAAUCAGAAUCCAGAGCAGGACGGAAGGUUGGCUGAAGGCGCACAUGAGGCAAUGCAAGAAAUAUUGGCCGAGCAACAAGAAGACAGGCAAGAUGGUGAAGCAGAAGAGGCAGCUGCAGAGACAUUGGUGGCUCUAGAGCAUUUCAAGAGUACCCAGCUUUCCAGAGCCAGGAGGGAGACGAUGAACGUGCUCACAGGACACCUCAAUGGACCUACCGUUGUCGCAAGUGCGGUGUCUCUUUGUUUCACGAUGUUGACGUGCUACCGCACCAGAAAGGAGGACAGCGCCAGGGUGGCUACGGCGAUUGGCGAACCGACGCAGUUGCUGCAGCUGCAGCUGGAGAAGGCGCAGGUUGCACGUCAAUGUUUGUACAACCGAUGA
Molecule: messenger RNA, 1134 nt
Organism: Durusdinium trenchii
Lineage: Eukaryota; Dinophyceae; Suessiales; Symbiodiniaceae
Source: the annotation of a GenBank genome assembly